This is a messenger RNA of Camelina sativa (false flax), 761 nucleotides long. The record is from RefSeq and is a predicted model, not a curated record. Lineage: Eukaryota; Viridiplantae; Streptophyta; Magnoliopsida; Brassicales; Brassicaceae.
UGUAAAACCCUAUAUAAACCUUUAAAACCUAAAGAAUAACCCUUGAACCUCAAAAAUCUGCACAGAACCAAAGAAGAGAGAAUUAAUCAAUCACCAUGGCUUUGGCUUGGUGCGCUGUACGCAGGUCAGCUUCUAAGUUUGGUUCCUUGUGUGGUGGUCGAGUCCGAAUUAACUCCACCGUUGUGGACCGUCCGUCUCUAGCUCUCAACCCGUCACCGCUGCGUCCCUUCGUCUCUAGUAGCUUUUACUACCCGGCGGUUGUUGAUCAGCUGAGCUCCGAGAAAAUGCUUAUCCGGGAGAUUGACUCCGAGAUCAAUUUAGCUUCGCAAAUCAGUGAUAUGUUUAAGGAUGCGACUCCAGGAAGCUUACCUUUCAGAAUUGAAGAUGAUGGAGGUAAGACUGUGACAUUGACUAGAGACUACAAAGGGGAACACAUUAAAGUUGUGGUAGGCAUGCCUUGUGAAUCUCGUGAUGAUAAGAGCGGACUCAGCCUCAAGUUUUGCUGCAAGGUUAUUGAUGGUCAUAUCGACAUAUAUGAUGUAUUUGUGGAUCAUUCGGGAGAUGAACUGCCUAAUAUUGAAUGGUCGUCUGAUGAUUUCAAAGACGUGAAUCAUAACGUGGAGAAUGCGUUGUACAAGUAUCUGGAGACCAGAUUGACAAAAGGCACAACGAAUUUUUUGUAUGAGUACAUGACGACGAACAAGCGACGCCACUUGUUUUGGUUGAAGGAUGUCAAGAAGUUUUUGGAUGAUGAAAGUUAA